This is a messenger RNA of Zingiber officinale, 1946 nucleotides long. Its product is annotated as exopolygalacturonase-like. Gene Ontology annotation, biological process: carbohydrate metabolic process. Lineage: Eukaryota; Viridiplantae; Streptophyta; Magnoliopsida; Zingiberales; Zingiberaceae. The transcript is spliced from 7 exons. Gene Ontology annotation, molecular function: polygalacturonase activity. The coding region runs from base 520 to 1704 and encodes 394 amino acids. The record is from RefSeq and is a predicted model, not a curated record.
UUAGAGUUCAAAAAUCCAAAGAAAAAAAAGAAGAAAAAAAAAAAAUUGUUCACAAUGUUAUGCUCUAUGAUCGCCGGCGUGCACGUGCCCGUCGGCGAGCCGGCGUAGGGAACAUCGACUGCCGUAGUCGCUGGUGAUGCGCUCGAGAAGGUGGAAAGUGCGGAAGGCGAAGUCAUCCUCUUCGAGCGAUGCAUGCGCCUCGACUCCUUUAACCUCGCCGUCCCACCGCCGACGCAUGGCGGACAACCACGUUUCCCAGUGAUGAGUUUUCGAUCCUGAAAUCAUUCUCUGAAAAAGCAAUCGACGGAGAAAUCGAGCUAGCGUUUUCGAUCCUUGAAGAACGUGCCAAAGGAGGCAACUUUCACUGAGGAAAGCAGCGGACACAGCGAAUGAUUCGCAUUGGUAGUCGAUCGAAGAGGCGAACACCGGAAAGGGAUGCAGAAGCAGCAACCGGCGGCGAGUUAGUGGAGGGGUGGUCCGACCGUGCCCGGUUUCCAGAACCCAAGCAAAGAUCGAGCGAUGAAGCUCCUGCUUUUGCUGUGCUUGAUGGAUUGCUUCCUCGCCGUCGCCCAAACCAGCUCUGGUACCUUCAAUGUCCUCAAUUACGGCGCCAUGGCCGACGGCAUCAGUGAUGACAACAAGGCAUUCAUGGCAGCAUGGAAAGCAGCAUGCUCCUUUACUGGUGGUGUCAAGCUUCUGAUACCCAAAGGAACUUACCUUGUUGGCCCUGUUAAAUUUGAUGGCCCCUGCAGAAAUGUCAGCUCCAUUACUGUAUCCAUGGAGGGAUACAUGAAAGCCUCCACGAAUUUGAGUAAAUAUGUCAGCGGCGAUGAUUGGAUACAGUUUGGAUGGGUGCAUCAUCUGACUUUAACAGGAGGGGGCACCUUUGAUGGCCAAGGAGCUCUCUCCUGGCCUUUCAAUGAGUGCUCCAAGACAGAAAAAUGCAAAGUUCUACCUUCAUCGAUCAAGUUUGUUUACACUGAACAUACUGUGAUGAAGAGCAUAAAGUCAUUGAACAGCAAGUUCUUCCACAUUGUUUUGCUUGGCUGCAAGAACUUUUGGGGAAGCAAUAUUGUGGCUCAGGCUCCUUCCGACAGCCCUAACACAGAUGGGUUUCACAUCGAGAGGAGCUUGGGAGUAAACAUUUAUAACUCGGUGAUCACGACCGGGGAUGAUUGCAUCUCCAUCGGACAAAGUAAUGAGCAGGUAGUGAUCAGUGGCAUCACUUGUGGCCCAGGCCAUGGAAUCAGUGUCGGAAGCCUAGGAAGGUACGAGAACGAAGGAGACGUCAAGGGGCUCUUGAUCAAAGACUGCACUCUAUCAGGUACAGCAAAUGGUUUGAGAAUCAAGACAUGGAAGAACUCUCCGGGAAAAAGUUCAGUAAGUAACUUGACCUUCCAGAACAUCAUCCUCAAUAGUGUCGCAAACCCGAUCAUCAUUGACCAGGCAUACUGCCCCUACGCCGUCUGCUCAUCCAAGGUGCCAUCCUUAGUGAGCAUUAGGGACAUCAUCUUUAGUGAUAUCAGGGGGACAUCAACGACGCCGGUGGCGGUCACCCUCAAAUGCAGUUCAGGGGUGCCAUGUGAAAAUGUCAAUCUCCACGACGUCCAUCUAAGGUACGUCGGUGGAAGUCCAACGAUCGCCGAGUGUUUGAAUGUUCAAGCGACAUACUCAGGCACCCAACUGCCUCUGCCAUGCAAUUAGCUUGUUGCAUCUUUCUUAAACCACAAUGGAACUGAUGAAAUUAAGAAAGAUAAUCAUGUAGCAUCUCAAUUAGAUACAGUUCAUAUCUGAAGGCAUACUGACAAGAACAUCUAAAGAAUACAGAAGAAGUAAUGGCAUGCCUCUUACAAGUCUAAAAACCUUACAAAGAAGUAGAAGCGAGCCAGACAACACGCCUAGGAUCGUGGAGACUCGCAUUCGGAGAAUUUGUUACAUCGAGUUUA